Sinocyclocheilus rhinocerous is the source of this 742-nucleotide messenger RNA. RefSeq lists its product as uncharacterized. The transcript has 3 exons. Lineage: Eukaryota; Metazoa; Chordata; Actinopteri; Cypriniformes; Cyprinidae. The coding region runs from base 22 to 699 and encodes 225 amino acids. The record is from RefSeq and is a predicted model, not a curated record.
UGAACUGUGAACAAACUGGCAAUGGCAGAGGAGGUUUUGAGGCAAAUUGAAAGACAAUGUUAUGCCAUUGAAAGGGCGUACCACAAUGGCAUUUGUGGUCAACGACAUCUACAUGCCAUAGAGGCAUGUCUCAGAAAUCUAUCAAGAGUUGCCAGUCUGUUAAGAACAGAGACAGCUAAUGAACUUAAAGACUCGCUCAUCGACCUAAGGAGGAAUUUGCUGGCGCAAAAUGUAGAGCAAGACCAGACCUACUCUGCUGGGCGUGUAUAUUCAGGUAUAUGUGGAAGACCUUCCAUUAAUGUUUCAAAGCAGCAAAUAGAGUUUCUAAUGAAACAAGGACACACCGUUAAGCAGAUGGCCAAGAUUCUGGGUUGCUCAUCUUCAUUUAUUUAUAGGAAAACUAAACUGCUCGGAAUUCCUAUACGAAAACUGCAAACACAAGUGACUGAGGAAGAACUCACACAGCAUGUCAGAAGACUUCACAGUCUCUAUCCCAACACAGGAAGUGAGAUCAUGAGGGGACUGCUACGUGCAGAAGGGCUGUUUGUCCAGCGACGUAGGGUCCGAGAAGCCCUCACCCAAAUCGAUCCAACUGCAGCUGCACGCAGAUGGAGUAGUGCCAUCGCCAGAAGAGUCUACCAUGUUCCUCAUCCAAACAGUUUAUGGCACAUAGACGGAAAUAUGCGUUUGAUUAGGUAAUACACUAUUCAUCCCCACCACAAUAGAGUGCGGGAACUAUGAU